AUGGCGCUUCCAGCGAUCUCGUGGCCGCUCAUCUCCCUCCUCCUCGCCGUGACGCCAGCCCAUAGCACCUGUGAGGAGAGCGUGCGCAUCGCGGGCGCAGGCGGCUUGCUGCAAUGCUACCCGGCGCCGGCGCUCAGCAACGCCACGAACGGCACGGCGUUUCGUGCCACCCUGCUCCCGCUCCUCCGCUCUCUCCCCUCCGCCGCCGCGCCCACGGGCUUCGCCUCCCUACGGUCCGUCACUCGCGGGGAGCGCGCGUUCGCGCGGGGGCUCUGCCUCGGCAACUCCACGGUGCCGUCCGAGUGCGCCCGGUGCCUGUCCGCCGCGGCUGGGAACCUCACCGCCGGCUGCGGCUCCACCAGCCGGCGCGCCGGCUUCUGGAGCGACCGGUGCUUCCUCGCCUACGCCGACACCAACACAUCCUCGCCUAGCGAGGACGCCUUCCGCGCUCUCGUCCUCCUCGACGCCGUCCCUGCCUCUAAGGUCAACACCAAAUCCUUCUACUACGUCCACCUGCACGAUGAGCUGGUCGCCAUGGCGCAGCAGGUGGCGCGGCGCGCGGCCGCGAACAUCUCCGGGCCGCGGAUGCUGGCCACAGCGGAGGAGAGCAACUCCGAGAGCGCGGUGAGCAGAACAGUGCACGUUCUGGCGCAGUGCGGGAGGGACCUUACGGUGGCGUGGCGGCCGCGGUGGUGGGCUUCAACUGCUACAUGCGGUUUGAGGUCUCCACUGCAGCGUGUGGCGACACUAUCUGGGGCGCUGUAGCACCGGUGCUACUCGUGCUAUGUAUGUUGGCAGGAGGCGCAUGUGGGUGUAUGUGUGCUUUACCCUGAUGAAGUGGAGAAAGAAGGAUGAAGCAACCACAUGUGCGUUAUUUAUCGUCCACUGAUUGUCUAAUCUGAAAAUUCGUUACAACAUAAUCAGAGAUCAGAAACGCAAUAAAACCUUAUGUUCCAAUUAA
Molecule: messenger RNA, 961 nt
Organism: Triticum dicoccoides
Lineage: Eukaryota; Viridiplantae; Streptophyta; Magnoliopsida; Poales; Poaceae
Product: cysteine-rich receptor-like protein kinase 10
Exons: 2
Coding region: 1-765 (254 amino acids)
Source: RefSeq, a predicted model, not a curated record